Molecule: messenger RNA, 566 nt
Organism: Trichomonas vaginalis G3
Lineage: Eukaryota; Parabasalia; Trichomonadida; Trichomonadidae
Exons: 1
Source: RefSeq, a predicted model, not a curated record
AUGUACAGAAUAGACGUUUCAGAUUUUUAUGACUUCCAAGCGUUCAGAAAUAUGUGUCCAUUUCGAGACUAUAACAAAGCAGUCGAGAAUUUGAAACGUUUAGUCAUUUAUGUCGACUCUGCCCCAGAAUGUUAUGUCAUGAAAGAAUGGGAUGUAGUCUUUAACAAACCUAAAGCGACAAUAGUUUCAGAACAAGAAUGUAAACAGAAACUUAAGAAAAUAAAAGUCGUACAAGUUGGUAUGAAGAUGUUAGAUGCUUGGGAUAUCUUAUUGUCAAAGUUAGAAGAUUUUUCAGUUCGUGGUAUAAAGUUCUAUACACCUUCUCCAAACUUCUAUUCUAUCUUCACUGGAUAUAAAUACGAACAAGUAGAAUGGAAAGAAAAUGUUAUAGAAGCUUGGUUAGACCAUGUCAAAGAAAUUAUAUGCAAUGGAAACGAAAGAGUCUAUGAGUAUAUCUUAUGUUGGUUUGCAAACAUCUUACAACAUCCAAGUGCUAAAAAUGAAACUGCUCUCAUUGUAAUUGGAAAACAAGGAACAGGUAAGAACACUUUCUUUACAGAUAUCUU